Psammomys obesus (fat sand rat) is the source of this 1084-nucleotide messenger RNA. It is a transcript of the gene Use1, whose product is annotated as unconventional SNARE in the ER 1. Lineage: Eukaryota; Metazoa; Chordata; Mammalia; Rodentia; Muridae. The transcript has 8 exons. The coding region runs from base 262 to 1071 and encodes 269 amino acids. Gene Ontology annotation, molecular function: SNAP receptor activity. The record is from RefSeq and is a predicted model, not a curated record. Gene Ontology annotation, biological process: retrograde vesicle-mediated transport, Golgi to endoplasmic reticulum. Gene Ontology annotation, cellular component: SNARE complex; endoplasmic reticulum.
ACCAAUGCUCCCGGACGUGGUCGGCAGUUCCAGGACCGAAUGGGUUACAGAGACUUUGCCUCAAAAAUCGAAAAUAGGCCAAGAAACAAAACUAUGACUUUAGAAAGGUGCUCCCCAGGGAAGAAAACGGCUUACUCUUGAAUAUACUGCGGCUCUAAAUAAAAUGCCACUUCUGCCCAAGCGUAGCGGAGCGGACCUCGGAGGGGAGGGACGGCCGUCCGAAAAUAAGACCCCACGCAGACACUUCCGCCCUUUUCUAAGAUGGCGCAGGCGGAAGGGGCCUGCCCGCUGGCAACGUCUCGGCUGGAGUUAAACCUGGUGCGGCUGCUCUGUCGGUGCGAGUCGAUGGCGGCAGAAAAACGAGAACUGAAUGAGUGGCGUCUGGAGAAGUAUGUGGGUGCCUUAGAAGACAUGCUGCAGGCUCUGAAAGUCCAAGCAAGCAAACCCGCCUCCGAAGUGAUCAGUGAGUACUCCCGCAAGGUGGACUUUCUGAAGGGCAUGCUGCAGGCUGAGAAGUUGACCUCCUCCUCUGAGAAGGCUCUAGCUAACCAGUUCCUGGCCCCUGGCCGAGUGCCCACCACAGCCAGGGAGCGGGUGCCUGCCACUAAGACUGUGCAUUUGCAGUCUCGGGCACGGUACACCAGUGAGAUGCGGAGUGAGCUGCUGGGCAUGGAAUCUUCUGCAGAGCUGGAGAUGGACAUGAGGAAGCGAGUCAGAGCGAAGGAGCCCAGGUCUGCAGAUGAGAAGCAGUCAGCGUCUGAGCUGGACCUCGUCCUCCAGAGGCACCAGGGCCUCCAGGAAAAGCUGGCUGAAGAGAUGCUCGGCCUGGCCCGCAGCCUCAAGACCAACACACUGGCUGCCCAGAGUGUCAUCAAGAAGGACAACCAGACCCUGUCACACUCACUCAAGAUGGCCGACCAGAACCUGGAGAAGCUGAAGAUGGAGUCUGAGCGGCUGGAGCAGCACGCACAGAAGUCUGUGAACUGGCUGCUGUGGGCCAUGCUUAUCGUCGUAUGCUUCGUGUUCAUUAGCAUGAUCUUGUUUAUCCGAAUCAUGCCCAGGCUUAAAUAAAGUCCGCCCACCA